Molecule: messenger RNA, 2462 nt
Organism: Etheostoma cragini (Arkansas darter)
Lineage: Eukaryota; Metazoa; Chordata; Actinopteri; Perciformes; Percidae
Exons: 9
Coding region: 149-1474 (441 amino acids)
Biological process (GO): T cell activation; interleukin-15-mediated signaling pathway; positive regulation of ERK1 and ERK2 cascade
Cellular component (GO): external side of plasma membrane; membrane raft
Molecular function (GO): MHC class II protein binding; protein tyrosine kinase binding
Source: RefSeq, a predicted model, not a curated record
CCCCCUAACCUUAAAUGUCAUUAUGAGGAAGUGACAUCAUCCUAAUGACAGGAAGUAGAUGCAGCGUCUCUCGACUAAAGAACUAUUUUAGAAACAGUUGUGAGCAUCAGAACGAGAGAGAGAAGAAGCAGAGACACAGAGAAGCACGAUGGAAGAGUUCAAAUGGAUCAAAAUGUCUUUAUUUCUGAUACCGCUGCUUCACUCUACAGCAGCAGCAGACAGACAGUUUCUGCUCUCCUCCACUGUCAGAGAUGGAGGUGAAGUCACGUUGUCAUGUGAAAAUGUGAGAGAUGAUCAGAAUAAGUGUGACGGUACGACAUGGAACUUCAGUAAAUUAAGAAGCACAGUAGAGCUGGUUACUCUUGGUCAGAUUGGUAAAGAAGCCGAAGUUAAACCAGACAGACUGAGUGUUACAGAGAACUGUUCUCUGGUUAUAAAGAAGGUCACAGAGGAGGAUGCUGGUCGUUACUUCUGUCAGCAGUUCAACAAAGCAGGACAACAACAAGGUCCAGACUCUGAGGUUUCUCUCUAUGUUGUUACCAUGACUGAAGAGAAGAAAGAUGAUGAGAUGACGUUACACUGCUCUGUGUCAACACAUGAUCGUUGUAGACACACAGUGAAGUGGCUGUAUGAGGGUACAGACGGGGUUAAACAUCACCCACACAUUAAGACAGUACAGAGGGGCUGCUACGCUGCUGUGAAAUGGGUAGACCAUGUGAAUUCUGUGGACCCUGUUAGUCCUGUGGACCCUGUUGGUUCUGUGGACCCUGUGAAUUCUGUGGAUCAUGUUAGUCCUGUGGAUCAUGUUGGUUCUGUGGAUCAUGUUGGUUCUGUGGAUCAUGUUGGUUCUGUGGAUCAUGUUGGUUCUGUGGAACCUGGUUUAAUUUACAAACCAGGGACUGACUUAUUGAAGUGUGAAGUGACAGAUGAUGAAACUAAAGAAGUGCAGCUGUUUCCCUUCAUCCCUCCUCGUUCCCCAGGAGAGAAACCAGCUGCCGAUGCAACGACGAUGACGACGACGACGACUACACUAUCACCAACAUCAGGGCCAAUGAGCACAUCAGAAGCAACAACUGAGACAACAAGAACUUCUGGAAGAAUCAGAGAAUCAGUAACAACCAAGACAGGAAUCAGAGAUCCUUCAAACAACCUACAAGGGUGGAUGUGGUGGCUGAUCUUUGUGCCUGUGGCUGUUGCAGCUCUCAUAAUCCUCACUGUGGUUGUCCUCAGAUGUAAGAGAGCUGAAGGGAAGAAAACACAGACGGAUGAAAACACGGCUGAUCCUGAAGGUGGUGUUUCCUACGCCUCCAUCAGGUACACCAAGAAGACCAACAGGAGAGCCCAGGCUGGAGGUGGAGAUGAUGAUGAUGAAGAUGAUGCAGUGACCUACAGCACCGUGAAAGCUUCCUCUUCCUCUGCUGCUGCUGCAGCCUCAGCUGAUCUCAGCGCCACCGUCAACAAACCCAACCAAUAAGAAAGCACGGUGUAGUUACAGCUCGUAGCUUUACACUUAUUUUCCGUUACUUGAUAAGGGAGAAAGAGAGGAUGAACAACUGAAGUGGUUAAAAGAUGUGUGCUCAUUGUUCUAUAAUUUUGGCCGAAGAUUUUCUCAAUAAGAACAAUGGGCUAUUGUUUUAUGGACUAAACUUAAACAGCUGUUUGUGUUUGGUGUCGAUCAUUUAUCUAAAAGGGUUAUUUUCCCAGUUGAGAUCCCUGUAUUUUUUCGUUUACUGUUUAACUGGACGGUUGGUCAGUCUGGAAGAAGACAAGCAGGUUUGUUCAAUGUGCUAACUGACUGAUUAUUAUAGAUUUUAACAAUAAUUGACCAUUUUCAUUGCUCUUUUUAAUGCUAACUGGGCAGAACUUUGUUAAGUAUGUGAAAAACCGAUUUUGUUCUGUUUUGAUUUUGUAAAUAAGGAUGAUGCAACCAUAUUGAGCUGGCUAUUUGCAUAUGGGGAUUUUAUAAGUAGAUUUUUUAAGCAGUGUAAUGAUAAUCUUUAGGAAUGUAGCAGUUUUUGUCAGUGUACAGUUCAUAUUCAAUGCAAUUCAAUUGUAUUUAUUGUGUCAAAUUACAACAGGCGUUAGCUCAGGAGACUUCACAGAUGUCUAGACCACAUUCUAUAAUUCAUAUAAAAAAGACCCAACAAUUCCCCCAAAGAAUAACUUCCAUUUACAGGCAGAAAUAUGAUUUAUAUUUAUAUUUAAAGACAGAAAUAUGAUUCAUAAUAACCACAGCAGGUUGGUAUGAUUCCCCACCGCACUUGUGGUAACGUAUGAAAUGUUUUUUUUUUCAAAUAUUUUUUAAAGCUAUAUAAGCAUAUAGAAGCAUUUUUGCUUGUUUUUUUUACUGUUUCUUUUCGUAAAAGUAUAAAGAUGUAGGCUGUGUUGUAUAAAAGCAGUGUCUUGUCAUCCUUUGUGGCACAGACCACAUGUUUGGCAUGACAAAAAGAAAAAAUGAAAUA